GAAAGGAGUGCAGGAGCACUAGUGGGGGUCUGAUUGCUUUUGCUUUUUCGCUUUACAGGAAUCUUUGAAAAAUUGGGGGAAAAAAAUGGACUCUUUGCUGCUCUCUCUCUCUCUAUCCAGUAAGGGGAUUGUUUUCUGGGGUUUUUCUGUUUCUGAACCAGCAAGCUUCUCUUUCUCUCUCUAUGUCUACUCUUCUCUCUGACUACUCUCUCUCUCUUGCUCUGAAAAGUGGAAGCAUUGAAACCCAGUCGUGCAUUUUGUGCUAAUGAACCAGCAAGCUUCUCUUUCUCUCUCUAUUCCCAUUGUUCCUUCUCUGUCUACUCUCUCUAGCUCUGAGAAGUGGGAGCAUUGAAACCCAGUUGGGCGUUUUCUGUUUCUGAACCAGCAAGCUUCUCUCUCUGCUGUCUACUCUGUCUCUCUCUGAUAAAUGGUAGAUUGAAACCCAGUUGGGGAUUUUGUGUUUCUGUAACAGCAAGCUUCUCUUUCUCUCUCUAUCUCUACUCUUAUCUCUCUGUCUAGCUCUGAGAAGUGGGAGCAUUGAAACCCAGUUGGGCAUUUUUAGUAUCUCUCUCUAUGAAAGUGGAGCUGUGAAAUACAGUGGGGCAUUUCCUGUUAAUGAAGCCAAGCUUUCUCUCUCUAGGAAGAACCUUACUUCAUGAAAACUGGAGUUAGGGAUUGCCCUGCGGUCUCUUCCUGCAUCUGAAGUAGCAAGUAUUUCUCUCUCUAGGGGCAACUGGGGGCUGUGAAAUCCCUACCAUGGAGUUUUUUCUGUUCCUGAAACAGUAAGAUUCUCUCCCUUUCUCUCUCUAGAGUCUGGACUCGAAGGGGGCUGUGAAAUCCUUUCUCGGUUUUCUGUGACUUUGUUAUUUCUAAACCAGCAUUUCUCACUCUCUUUUUUUAUUUUUUUUGAGGCAAUAGCAUUUCUCACUCUCUUUUUUUUUUUUUUUUUUUGAGGCAAUAGCAUUUCUCACUUUCUUCUCUCUCUAUCGAAAGAUUUCAAUGGGUACAGUAAAAUGCGGCAAGGUUUUCCAAUGGCUUCGCUCUUUCUAAACCAGCAUUUCUCCCUCUCUCUCUCUCUCUCUCUCUCUCUAGAUUAAACUGUGUAAGCUGGAAGGGGUUUUCGUGUUUCUGAACCAGCACUGCGUCUACUUUCUCUCUCUAUAAAAAGGACUGAAUGGUUGGGGUCUUUGGGUGUUUUCCCUGUUUCCUAACCAGCAAUUAGCUGCAUUACUCCUCUCUUUCUCUCUCUAUUUCCAUUUCUCUCUAGGGUGGCUGCCAAACCCCAUAGCACUUUUCUUUUCCUUUCCCAUUUGCUGAAUCAGUAGUCUCUCUCUCUAUACCACGCAUUGGGAGCCUCAAAAUCCAGAACAGUAUCUGACUGACUCUCUCUCUCUCUACCCUCAACCAUCACACCGCUCCUCCGCUCUCUCUCCAUCUGUAUACCUGUAAUACGUUUUUCCUCUCUCUGAACCAUCACUUCUCUCUCUCUCUCUCUCUCUCUCUCUCUUUCUCUUCCCCUCUGAACCGUUAUCCCCAUCUCCCAUCUCUCCUCUCUGAACAUUCUCCCCCUUGUCUCUUGCCCCCCUCUAUCUCUCCUCUCUUCUUCCUGAACCAUCACCCCCUUCUCUCUCUCUCCCCUCAUUCUGAACCAUCAUUCCUACUCUCUCUCUCUACUCUAUCCUACAUCAUCAUCUUUUUACAUACUGAGCCAUCCUUUCUCUCUCUCUCUAGCAUCAUCUAGGUCUACUCUGUGAACCUCACACUCUCCUCUCUCUCUACUUUCUCUCUCUAACAUGAGACCACGCUUCCUCUGAGAUGAACCCCUCCGACCCGCCUCCGCCUGUCCCUCCCCGCCUCUCCAACUCGGCCAACACCAAAUGCCCGCGCCACCCUGACGACCCCGUCACCGGCUUCUGCGCCGCAUGCCUCUGCGAGCGCCUUGAGACCUUCAACCCCAAUGCACCUCGCCUCCAGAAAUCAAACAAUGCCAAGCCAUCAUCAUCUUCAAUCAAAUCCUUCCUCUUCUCGAAUAACAAUAACAGUUCUGUGAGGCCAAUAUCAAAGAAUCAGCCCAAUGAUGCAUCGACUGCUUCUUCUUCUUAUUCGGCAGCAGCAAGCAAUCUUUUGCCGCCUCAGCUGAGGCGUACAAAGUCGUUCUCCGCAACACGGGCAAACCCACCUCUUCCGUCAUCCUCGUUCGAGCCCCAGAGGAAAUCAUGUGACGUUAGGGUGAGGAAUACAUUGUGGUCUCUGUUCUAUUUGGAUGAUGAGAUUAAGCCAAUAAAGGAGGUUCAUGGAGAGAUUGAGGUGGAAAUUGAUGGCCCUGAUGAGAUUAAACCAAUAAAGGAGGUUUAUGGAGAGAUUGAGGUGGAAAUUGAUGGCCCUAAUGCUCUGAACCAGUUCCAGAUUGCAUCUGAGACAUUCGAUAAUGGAGGUGGAAGGGGCUGUGAGCCUGAGAUCAGGGUAUCUGAUGAGCCUGAAAUUAUGGUUUCUGAUGAGCCUGAGAUUAGGGUUUCUGAUGAGCCUGAAGUUACAGUUUGCGACCAGCCUGAAAUUAGGGUGUCUGAGGAGCCUGAAAUGGGAGCUCCAAACCCCAAACUUUGGGCUCAGGACUCCAAAUUUAGGGUUUCCGAACAUGAAAUUCGGGCUCGCGACCCUGACAUUAAGAUUUGUGAACAAGGAAUUAAGGUCCGGGACCAUGAGAUUAGGCCUCGAGAGCAUGAUAUGAGGGCUCGGGACCAUGAGAUUAGGGCUAGGGAGCAUGAACUUAGGCUUAGGGUUCCUGAGGAGGUGCUGCCUAUUGUUGAAGAAUCUGAACCUGAGUUGAAAACUAUGAAAGCUCACAUUGAUUUGGAUUCUCAGUCUAGGGGAUCAGGCCGAAAAAAUUUGCCAGAAAAGAGAGGAGAACACCAUGGGAGCUUUUGGUUAGCUUCGCUUUUUAGCAGGAAGUUACAGAAAUGGCGUCGAAAAGGCAGGGGCUCGAAAAAAGCAGCUGAGGCAGAGGAGAAGAGGCCAAAUGCUAGGCAAUUUAGGGAUACUCAAUCUGAGAUAAUGGACGGUCCUCGUUUCUCAUGUGAUACCGGUCCCAGGUUCUCACUCGAUCUUGGCCGUCCAUCUUGGGAUGAGCCUAGAUAUUCAUGGGAUGAGCCUCGAGCUUCUUGGGAUGGUUACUUGACUGGAAAAUUGUUCUUUAGGCCACCAAUGUCAAGUGAAGAUCCACCCAUUAAUCGAUCCGAUAAGCACUUAACAGUUGAACCAGUGAGAUUGGCUACUGAAGAUCCGGCUAUACCCGGAGGCUCUGCUCAAACUAGAGAUUACUAUUCUGAUUCUUCUUCUCAAAGAAGAAGGAGAAACAAUCUCUCUGAAAAAUCCGACUCUUCGAGUUCGAGGAAAUUCAAGUUAGAGGAUACUAGUAAGCAUUGUUCGAUAGAUACCAAGAAUAACAAUACAACAAAGGUUUCUCCAGCCACUCUUGAUGAUUUGAGCAGUAAAUUUGCAGCAACGGAGUCGAAUUUUGGGGACCAUUCUUUGAGAGACGACUAUUCAGAGAGUUUUGGGAGUUCUUACAGGGAAAUGAGAGGACCCAAGAAGUUGCAGAGAUGGAGCAAGGCUUGGAAUCGCACAAUUGCCGGAUCCAUUUGGGGGCUCAUCCAUAGGCGAAGCAGCAAGGAAGAGGAGAGAGAAAGCAGGGGAGAGAGAGAAUGCAGAGGAAAUUUUAUGGACCAUUCAUUUUCAGAGUCAUGGCAAGAGAGAGAAAGUAAUGGGGUUGGAGAUCGAGUGCUCAGAAUGAAGGAGCUUCGAAGUAACAGCAGUGUGAGCUCGAGGAGCUCUUAUGGGAACGGGUGGACUGGGCGUAGGGGCAGUUUGGGGAAUUUGCAGAGAGAAGGGUCUGCUCGCUAUCAGAAGAAGAGGGAUGAAAUAGUAAUUGAAAGGAACCGGAGCGCACGAUAUAGUCCUGGGCAUCAUAAUAUUGAUAAUGGGCUCUUGAGGUUUUACUUGACCCCCAUGAGGAGCAGUCGAAGAAGUGGCCAUUCAGGCAAUAACCGGCUCAAGGAUUCAAAUUCAUUUGCGAGAACUGUGCUUCGUCUCUAUUGAGAUAGAGAAACAGAAUUCAUGGAAGAGUUAGAGUUAGAGAGCAUGGUUCAAGGAUUUGUUGCCCAUGGGCUUGGAUAGUUAGCGGCAGUUAAAUACGUGCUGGUGUAACAUUCAUGAGGAAGAGAGAUAGAUUCAGAGCCUUUGAGCAAGGAAUAGAGGGAGAGUUUGAUCAUGAGUUCAGUGGAAUCAUUGCUCAUGGGCUCUGCAGAUUUUGACGAACGAUUAAUUGGGAGUUGAGGCCAAAUUGGUGAUCAAAUUGUGGCAUUUACAUUAAUCCUAAUGACAAGACCAGUUAUGGAUGGUUAUGUCCAAAGGCUGCUUAUUGUAGAUUUGAGCUCAAGACAAAGAAGGGCACCAUCAGGUCUUAUUUGUGCUAAGCUUUGUUAUUGUCGUCAUGUAUUAUAUAUAUAUAUAUAUAUAUAUAAUCCUUUGGUGAUCAUGUUAGAUAUGUGAAAUGGAUGCUAUAUAUAGAUAUACGCAUGCUUCUCCUUUUGGGAGCAUGCAGUAUGUUAGUA
This is a messenger RNA of Amborella trichopoda, 4610 nucleotides long. RefSeq names its product LOW protein: UPF0503-like protein, putative (DUF740) (gene OPS). Lineage: Eukaryota; Viridiplantae; Streptophyta; Magnoliopsida; Amborellales; Amborellaceae. The record is from RefSeq and is a predicted model, not a curated record.